AUAUCGGUGGUGUUUGCGAAUGUUGAAAGUAGAAGAAGUGUAGCAAAAUGACUGUCGUUAGAAUUGUAUAAGUCACAAUUGAAAUGUUUUUAAUCAUUAUUUGUUUAUGUCGAUAACUGAGACUUUGUGCUAUGGGACGAAGAUGCUCCGAUGGUGUCGACUUUUCUCGAAAAUUCAACAAGGACUUUGAAUUAUCCGUGUGAAACUCGGUGACGUAUUGAGGGGAAACUUGUUUUUAGUUAAGUCGUGGGAUGGGUCGUCGCUCGAAUAAUUAGUACUUAUGUGUAUAAUUGUACACAUAUGUAUAUAAUAGUAUACAUAUCCUCGGUGUGUAUGUGCAUGAGAGGAUCGCUUAAUGCGAACAUUUGCAAACAAACCCCGAGCAGACCUCUUGUUAGUCUGAGAAAUGUGAAAGGAAACUGAUUUGUUCUUAAACUAAUGUCUUACCUAUCAUUAAUUGGAAAGCUGUGUUUAAUUAGGGGUGGGUUUUGUUAUACUGUUAUGUCUGCAGGUGGCAAAAAAUGUGUUACAAAGGCAUCCAUCAUGCUUUUAUGAACUGACAGUAGCAACGGGAGACAAACCGACGUCAUUUGCGGUGUCAGAAUAGGAAGGCGGAAUCAGUUUUUUUUGUUUUUUUUAGAAGUGUAAAAGAGCCCAUCCAUCCAUUUCCUACCGCUUAUUCCCUUUCGGGGUGGCGGGGGGCACUGGCGCCUAUCUCAGCUACAAUCGGGCGGAAGGCAGGGUACACCCUGGACAAGUCGCCACCUCAUUGCAGGGCCAACACAGAUAGACAGACAACAUUCACACUCAGAUUCACACACUAGGGACCAUUUAGUGUUGCCAAUCAACCUAUCCCCAGGUGCAUGUCUUUGGAGGUGGGAGGAAGCCGGAGUACCCGGAGGGAACCCACGCAUUUACGGGGAGAACAUGCAAACUCCACACAGAAAGAUCCCGAGCCUGGAUUUGAACCCAGGACUGCAGGAACUUCGUAUUGUGAGGCAGACGCACUAACCCCUCUUCCACUGUGAAGCCCGUGUAAAAGAGCAAGUUCAGUAAUUACAAUCAGUAACAUCACUGCCCGUGGAUAAUCAGUCAUUCGUGACAUAUGCCUUUUUAAAAAUGCCACCACCACCUAAGAGGACAAAUGUGACGAGGACCAUAGAGCUGAAAAAGGAGCUUAUAGCCAAGUUUGAAAGUGGCGCACGAGUCUCUGACCUGGCUGCUCAGUACAAAAUGGCUAAGUCAACAAUAUCGACUAUAUUAAAAAGGAAAGAAGCCAUUAAAGCUGCUGAUGUGGCAAAAGGAGUGAAAAUACUUACCAGUAAGAGACAUGUAAAAAUGGAAGAAGUAGAAAAGAUAUUGCUGGAAUGGGUGACUGAAAGACAGUUGAAGGGUGAAAAGGUGUCGGAGCCCAUUAUAUGUGAGAAGGCAAGGCAGCUCUAUGGUGACCUCAUCAGAGACAGCCCUGGAGACAGUGCCGAUGACUUCAAGGCCAGCAGAGGCUGGUUUGAAAAGUUUAAAAAGAGAAGUGGAAUUCGCUAUGUGGUUAGGAAGAGGGAAACUGUCCGUGCUGAUAAACAGGGAGCAAAAAAGUUUGUGGAGGAAUUUCAAAGAUUUGCAGAGAGCGAAGGCUUUCUUCCCCAGCAAGUGUUUAAUUGUGACGAGACAGGCCUUUUUUGGAAGAAGAUGCCCAAGAAGACGUACAUCACAAGGGAAGAGAAGAGCCUACCAGGACACAAGCCUAUGAAGGAUAGGCUAACUCUCCUGCUCUGUGCUAAUGCUAGCGGGGACUGCAAAGUGAAACCUCUGCUUGUAUACCAUUCAGAGACCCCGAGAGCGUUUAAAAAAAACAAUGUGCAAAAAGACAAGCUGACUGUUAUGUGGAGGUCCAAUCCCAAAGCCCUGGUGACCAGGCAGUUCUUCACAGAGUGGUUCCAGGAAGUGUUUGCUCCCAGCGUUGAGGAAUAUUUGACAGAGAAGAACCUCCCACUGAAGGUCCUUCUGGUCCUGGAUGCGGCUCUGACACAGCCUACGGGAUUGGGAGGAGAUUGGAGCAGCGAGCAUGACUCCAUCACGGUGAAAUUUUUACCCCCCAACACCACUCCUCUCCUCCAGCCCAUGGACCAGCAGGUCAUCUCCAACUUCAAGAAACUCUACACAAAGGCACUCUUCCAAAGGUGCUUUGAGGUGACCAUGGAGACAAACCUCACCCUGCGGGAAUUCUGGAAGGACCACCUAAAUAUCCUCCACUGCUUGAGUAUCAUAGAGACAGCCUGGGAACAGGUUAGCAAGAGGAUGCUGCAAUGUGCCUGGAGGAAACUGUGGCCAGUAUCUGUGGUGCCCAGGUUCUUUGAAGGCUUUGAACUCGAUCCUGUUUUGGAAAAUAAUGUGGUGGACGAGAUCGUGUCCCUGGGAAAGUUCAUGGGCCUGGAGGUGGACAGUGACGAUGUUGAGGAACUGGUGGAAGAGCACACUCUGGUGCUGAGCACUGAUGAAGUGCAGGCUGUUCAUGGGGAGCAGCAGCAAGAAGUUCCUGAGGAAUUAUCUUCUGAGGAAGAGGACACCAGCUGCAUUGACAACAUUCCUACUGCAGAAAUCAAGGAACUGUUAGGCUACUGGGCCAAGACGCAGAGUCUUGUUGCAAAGUGGCACCCCAGUAUUGGUGUGGUGAAGAGGAACAUCAACCUGUUUGAUGGAAAUGUGGUGGAACACUUUAGAAAGAUUCUAAAGAGCCGUAAAAGACAAGCUGCAUUGGACAAUAUAUUGUCCAAAGAAGAAGCAAGUUGCGGAAGCAGCAGUGCUACUGAGCUCCAAGCCUCAUUUAGUGGUGUUAAAAGAGGAAGAAAGGACUGUGAAUUGGAGCGGGAUUUGGAUGAAGACUUUAUGGAAUGAGACUCAGUGACAUUCCGUGACAUCCCUUCUCUCCAUGUCCCCUUACACCUCAUUGCUUCACUUCUUUUGCACUUUCGUGACCACCAAGAAUGUUCAAAUAUUACCUCGUAAGUACUUUUAAUGUUUACUGUGCCAAAAGUUUGUUCUCCAGAAUCUGUUUGUUUGCUGUCUGUUGAAAAGGAUUGUAAUUCUAAACAAUUGCAUGUUUUGAACAGUGUUUGGUCCACUGUUUAGAAUUGUUUCUAUCAAGUACCAGGACCCUCAAAGUGUCUCCAUAGUCAAUAGAAAACCAGAUGCUGCUCAAUGAUGUCAUGGACAUGUUAUUUCACAGCCAGGCCAGCAGAGGGUCGUCACAGUCUCAGGACCAAGUAACUAACACAUAGACUCAGAAGCAGAGUUAGAACUUCUACAGAGAUGUAGUGGGACACCUAGUUCAAGAUAAUAUGUGGACACCAGGCAGGGACAGGAACCAUGUCUGGGUUAUGGCUGGAGCACAGGUACCAGACCUGACUUGGUACAACAGGAGAAAUAAAGACGUAGUCUGGAGCAGAGAUGGAAGAAAAAUGUCCAGUCCUGAUUUAUACAUGAAGACAUUCCAGAUAGUUGUGGUGACAAGUCCUGCAAGCUUCAUGCAUCCUCCACACUCAUGAAAAAGGUCUUAAAGAGCAAUGCAGAACAGGACACCAUGGACAUCACUUACAGCAUUAGCAUCCCCAGAUGGACAAGAAUGUUUAAAUAACUCCCUGUACACCUAAGAAAUUACAUAAAAUAGCCACCGUUUGACCCUGGAACAGAUUUUGUCCAGUUGUGUUUUUUUUAAUUAUCUACAGCAGUGGUUCUCAACCUUUUUUCAGUGAUGUACCCCCUGUGAACAUUUUUUUAAUUCAAGUACCCCCUACUCGGAGCAAAGCAUUUUGGGUUGAAACUGAAAGAGAUAUAGAAGUAAAAUACAGCAUUAUGUCAUCAGUUUCUGAUUUAUUAAAUUGUAUAACAGUGCAAAAUA
This is a messenger RNA of Nerophis ophidion (straightnose pipefish), 3895 nucleotides long. Its product is annotated as tigger transposable element-derived protein 1-like. The record is from RefSeq and is a predicted model, not a curated record. The transcript has 3 exons. Lineage: Eukaryota; Metazoa; Chordata; Actinopteri; Syngnathiformes; Syngnathidae. Gene Ontology annotation, molecular function: DNA binding. Gene Ontology annotation, cellular component: nucleus. Bases 1120 to 2892 code for a protein of 590 amino acids.